This is a messenger RNA of Adineta steineri, 2367 nucleotides long. Lineage: Eukaryota; Metazoa; Rotifera; Eurotatoria; Adinetida; Adinetidae. The record is from the annotation of a GenBank genome assembly.
AUGGCUAAUAAUGAGAAUGACAAUGAUGCUGCACAAGUUUAUCUAUUAGGUAAAACAUAUUUAGCAAAUAAUCAAGGACAAUUUUAUAUUCGAAAUGAUCCUAUUGUUCAAAUGGCAUCUGGUGAUCGACAUACACUUAUUAUUACUGAAAGUGGUCGUGCAUUUGCUUUUGGUGAUAAUGGUUCAGGUCAAUUAGGUCUUGGUCAUACGAAUAAUGUUGAAAAAGUUUCAUGUAUAAAAACCUUAAAAUUUGGAGAUACAGGUGAAAGAGUUAUUUUAGCUGCAUGUGGUCGUGAAUCAUCACUUGUUGCAACAAAUCGUGGUUCAAUAUAUGCAUUUGGUUCAAAUAAUCGUUCACAAUUAGGAAUAGAAUCAAAAGAUACAACAAUGAUUCAUACUCAACCUAGUAAAAUUGAACAUUUUAGAGGAAAAAUUAAUUGGAAACAAAUAUCAAUGGGUGCUGAACAUGCAUGUGCAUUAACAGAAGAUGGUCUCGUAUAUGUUUGGGGUUCAAAUGAAGAUGGUCAAUGUGGACAACCACGUAAAAAUGAUACAAUUAAAAUACCUAGAGAACUUCGAGUAGAAUAUCAAGUUGUUGCUAUAUCAUGUGGAUAUUAUCAUACAGCAUUAGUUAGUAGUGAUGGUCGUUUAUUUUUAUUUGGAAAUAAUGAUGAUAGACAAUUAGGACGUUCAGUACCGGAUCAAUUUGUUGGUCCAGUAGAAGUUUCAUUGCCAGAUAAAGUUAAAGCUGUUGCUUGUGGAAAUCAACACACAGUUGUAUUAACAGAAAAAGGAGACGUGUACACAUGUGGACAUGGUGAUCGUGGUCAACUUGGUCUUGGCCAUAAAGUUCACUCAGCAGAAACAUUUGAAUUUGUUCCUGGUUUACCUAAACGUUUAACAGCAGUUGCUGCUGGUGAAGCUCAUACAAUUAUUCUUGGUUCUCGUGGUGAUAUUUAUGUAUGUGGUGAUGGUAAACAUGGUAAAUUAGGUUCACAAACUCAUUCAAAUGAAUUUGAACCAUGUCUUAUUGAUAAAUUUAAAAGUUAUAAUGUUUUAAAAGUUGUUUGUGGUGGUUGUCAAACAAUAGUUCUUGCUCAAAAGAAAACGACUGAUCAGAAAAAAUCGUCCGGAAGUGAAGACGAUAUUUCAAAUGCAACACUUUCUGUAACACAACGUCCAAAAAGUGUAGCACGUAAUCUACGGAAUGAAAAAAUAACGAAUCGUAGCAGUACAUUUGGUGAUUCACUUGAUGCAACUAUUCAACAUGCUAAACCACUUCGUUCACAAAAUCAUUUACGUGUAGAAGCUGAUGAUGAUGAUGAUAAAUCUGAUAAAGAAUUAUCUGAAUCAUUAAAAAGUGCAACAUUUAAUCAAACACAUACAUUAACAAAUGGUCGAUUUAAACCAACACAAAGUCCAUCAUUAAAUCGUACUACAUUACGUUCGAUUGAUGAUGAUUCUAAACCAUUAAAAACAGGUGUAUUAGAUCGUACAGCACGUCUUAAUAAAGAUACAGAUGAUUUAAAUAAAACAAAUAAUCGUUUACCAGCACUUGAUAAAUCACCUCUACGUAAUACACGAUUCGAUCAAUCAAGUCCACAAACAUUAAGUAAGAAAAAAUCGGAUUCCGACGAAGAUAAACCACCUAUACGUAAUACACGAUUCGAUAAAUCAAAUCAACAAAUAUUAAAAAAGAAAAAAUCAGAAUCCGACGAAGAUAAAUCAUCAUCAGAAGAACAACCAUCCAAAUCUUUUACUAAAAAAUCUGAUCGAUCAUCACCACCAUUACGAAAUGAUCGAAAACCUUCUCCUAUAACAAGACGUAAAAAUACUAGUGAAAGUGAUGAAGAUAAAAAAGUUAAACGUUCAUCUCCUCCAACUAAAACACCCAUGAGUGAAACAUUAAAUCGAAAAUCACGGCAACCUCCUCGUCGUAAUAUUGAGGAUUCCGAGGAUGAAGAAGAUGAUGAUGACGAUGAUAACGACGAAGAUAAUCCAAGAUUAUCUAAUCGACAUAGUAAACAACCACCACCAACUGCUGUUCGUCGAAGUUCAUUGCCACCUCAAGCACGUGCAGGAGCACCUAAUUCAUCAUCACGUGAUGGAAAUCAAACAAUUGGUUCUAAACCAAGUGAUGCUGCUCGAGGUAGUUUUCGUUCACCAGCAACAAAAACACUUGCUAAACCAACAACAAACAAUUCAAAUGCUGAUACAUCAAAGAAGGAAACUCCACCUGCUCAACAACCAGGAUUUUUUUCAAGAAUUUUUGGUGCAAAAUCAACACCACCACCACCACCACCACAACCACCAGCAGCUGCUCCUUCAACGACAAAUUCUAAUUCAAGAACAUGUUUAAUUAUGUAA